Messenger RNA from Vollenhovia emeryi, 1690 nucleotides. RefSeq lists its product as uncharacterized. Bases 828 to 1604 code for a protein of 258 amino acids. The record is from RefSeq and is a predicted model, not a curated record. Gene Ontology annotation, molecular function: ribosomal large subunit binding. Gene Ontology annotation, biological process: negative regulation of ribosome biogenesis; negative regulation of translation. The transcript has 5 exons. NCBI's taxonomy places the organism in Eukaryota, Metazoa, Arthropoda, Insecta, Hymenoptera, Formicidae. Gene Ontology annotation, cellular component: mitochondrion.
CUGGUGGCGCUGGUGGCGCUGGUGUCGCCGCGCUAAGUGCUCCACGUUCGCCUCUUCGGGUAUCUUCCACUUCACCUCGACAGUCUUUUGGAGAAGGUCGGUUUAAAAUCCGUAGUAAUCCGACGAUUCUGGGGCGAUCCAGAAUUGUCUAAACUGCGAGAUGAGAGCUAAGUGGCGUAAGAAGAGGAUGCGCAGGCUAAAGCGCAAGAGGAGGAAGAUGCGCGCGAGGUCCAAAUAGGCUUCUUUCCACAGUCUCUCUGUGGGGAGAGAACAGACCAGCGACGUUUCACCGUUCGACAAACUCUCCUAGCCGAUUAAGAAUCCUGGGGAGACGAAUCUUCAACGGACAUGUUUUUCUCACCGAGAGCAUUUUGUACAUGCAAAUCUGGUUAAAUACAUCGACUUCGAAGAUAAAGUACGGUCUCUUGUCUUGUUACCCACUUCUCCAAUUCCUAUGGCUCCAGCUUUGAAACAAAUAUAGAAAUUCUUGGUGAAACUGCACCUAUUGUAUGUUACUUGUGUAUAUAAACGUUGAAUAGCAGAUGAACAAGUACACUGGGAAUCCCUGGUGCCUUCCUACGUGAAUUUAGGCACAGAUCAACACCUAUGCCCAAGUUCGUACGGCAAGGCAUCGGUAACGACGCGCAAAUACGCGUAAAACAUUUUCAAGCGCAAACGGUAUAGGACAAAAUUAAAAUUUAUUGUACAAUUAAGGACAUUUGGUAUUUGUCUAUAGAGUGACAUAAAUGAACAGUAAUUGAUUACACGUUUUACGUAAUUGUGUAUCUCGGUAGCGUCGUAACUUAACCUAGCUUCUCAGCCUCGGCAUGCGUUGGUGCGUCCUGAGGAACCUGCUCCGCGCGCGGCAUCCGUCGCGCGAGACUCCCGGCGGUCACGCGGCGCGGUCGCUGACGUACUCGCGGCUGCGGCUGACGAGGAGGUUCUCGAGCGACGCGGGGAGCGGCCGCGACGAUGGAAACGCCGACGCGGGCAAGGGCGCCGGCCCUAACCUGGUGGCGAGCAUGGACACGAAGUACAAGAUAUUUCACGACGCGGACGCGGACAUUAUCCUCGACGUGAGCGAGGAGCGGCAGAAGAUCCUCCUCGAGGACCUGAACAAGCAAGAGGAGACUCGCGACCCUUACGCUGACAUUAAGAUGAGCCAUGGUGUUACCGGAGUAUUCGACAUCGAGGAGCUUGUUCAGCUGCUGGAGAGAGACAAGGCCAAGGACAUCUUUGUCGCUUCGGUUCCCAAGGAGUACACCUACGUGGACUACAUCGUCGUCGCGACGGGAAAUUCGAAGAAGCACAUGAACGCCCUGGCCACCUUUGUACGCAAGGCUUACAAGCUGAAGAGGCAUCGGAACGAAUCGAUACCCAAAAUCGAGGGGGCGGACUCGACGGACUGGUUGGCCCUGGACUUGGGUAACAUUGCUCUGCACAUCUUCUCGCGUUCUGCCAGGGAGCAAUACGACUUGGAGACCCUGUGGACGGUCGGCUCGCAAUACGACGACAAGACGAUCGGCGAAUCUGAGGAGCUGAACAUCAUGGACCAGUAUAACGCCUUCUUGGCCGAUCUCCAGCCGGCCGAUGACGCCCAAUGAUUUGCGCACCAUUUAUUUUAAUGUAACAAAUUAGAAAACUAGUUAAGCUUAAUAAAAUGUUAAAGCGGCGAGCUUGUUGUCGACCC